Saprolegnia diclina VS20 is the source of this 1367-nucleotide messenger RNA. RefSeq lists its product as hypothetical. The record is from RefSeq and is a predicted model, not a curated record. Gene Ontology annotation, cellular component: endoplasmic reticulum lumen. Gene Ontology annotation, molecular function: protein-disulfide reductase activity; protein disulfide isomerase activity. Gene Ontology annotation, biological process: response to endoplasmic reticulum stress. The transcript has 9 exons. NCBI's taxonomy places the organism in Eukaryota, Oomycota, Saprolegniomycetes, Saprolegniales, Saprolegniaceae. The coding region runs from base 18 to 1280 and encodes 420 amino acids.
CAAAGAUUUGCGGUCGAAUGCACAGCAUGCGCUUCGUGGCCGCGAUCUUGGUCGCGCUGCAUGCGAUGGCCAUCGCCCAUGUCCACGUGCUCACGGAGAAGACCUUCAAGAAGGAGGUUCUCGACAGCCCGGACUAUUGGCUCGUCGAGUUUUACGCGCCAUGGUGUGGCCACUGCAAGCAGCUCGAGCCAGAGUGGAAGAAGGCGGCCAAGGCUCUCAAGACAACGGCCAAGCUCGGCGCUGUCGACUGCACGUCGAACGAGCAGCUCGCGCAGCAGUUUGGCAUCCAAGGCUACCCGACCAUCAAAGAGUUUGGCAAGAACAAGAACAAGCCGACGGACUACCGUGGCGGGCGCAGCGCGCGUGAGAUCGUGCAGCACGUCAAGGCGUCGCCGCUCGCGGCAUUGGGCGUCUCGUCCAGCGACGCGGCGGUCCAGAUCCUGCAAUACAAAGACGUCUAUACGUUCUUUGCGACCGCACCGCCCAAGACACCCAGUGCGAUCCUCUUUGGCCGCAACAAGCACAAGAAGGGCGCGAAGGCCAAGCCGCGCUGGCUCAGCGACGUCGCGCAGUCGUUCAUUGCGCCCGACAAAAAGUCGAUUCUGGUGCAAUUCGGGUUUGUCGCGGGUAGCGACGCCAAGAUCGCCGAGCACCUCGGCCUGCACGACGCCGACUUGCCCGCCCUCGUGUAUGUUCAUCCCGACCAUGGGUACACGCAUGUAGCCCUCACGGACGCCAAGCCGGCGCGUCAAGUGACCUCAUUUAUCAACAAGGCGCUGACGUCGGACCUGGGCGAUUGGUCGCCGCUUCCGUCGUUCCCGCCGCCCGAGGAGAACGCACCGAGAAGGAAGCCGCCCGUUGUCAUCACCGAGACGACGGCGGCGACGUUCGAGACCGACUGCCUCGACGCUGGCGACGGAAAGCUCUGCGUGCUCUACAUCCCUCGCGACCCAAGUACGUUCGACCUGAAGCCCGUCGCCAAGCAUUUUCGCCGCGACAAACUCGCCUUUUUUUGGCUGGCGCCGACGUCGCCCCUCGUGGUUGUGCUCGCCGACUGGGUCGGUGCUACCUUGGAUCGCCCCGAGCGUGACGGCCACUGCAUCGUCUUUAAGCUGUCGUCGCGCGGCCGCCUCCGCGUCACGGAGAUGACCAACAUCAUGGACAAUGGUAUCCUCGAGAUGUUCUUGUCCCACAUCGUCGAAGGCCUCGAGAGCUUCCGCCCGCUAAACGGCCGCCCGCGCUUCAUUGAGGACGCAGGCUACGAUCACUCGGAGCUUUAGGCCACACUCGGCUGCAACGCGACGAAAUCUUAGUUGGAUCUGACUAAGAUUUCGAGUACUUGGACACUCUUUCUUGUUUAUAUGGGA